Molecule: messenger RNA, 1188 nt
Organism: Fonsecaea multimorphosa CBS 102226
Lineage: Eukaryota; Fungi; Ascomycota; Eurotiomycetes; Chaetothyriales; Herpotrichiellaceae
Exons: 2
Coding region: 1-1188 (395 amino acids)
Molecular function (GO): S-methyl-5-thioribose-1-phosphate isomerase activity
Source: RefSeq, a predicted model, not a curated record
AUGGUGCUGCAAGCUAUCCAGUAUGAACCCGCUUCGGCCGACUCAUCCCCAUCCUUGCAAAUUCUCGACCAGCUCGUCCUGCCGCACCGAACGGCUUAUGUUCCGAUCAGAAACUGCGAAGAGGCCCAUGCUGCAAUCAAACAGAUGAAAGUUCGUGGGGCGCCAGCAAUUGCCAUUGUGGCGGCUCUGGCUCUUGCUGUCGAGGUGGGAGGCGAAGUCAAAACAGGGAAGCUUCCUGCAGCUCCUGAAGAGGUGAAGGAUAGCAUAGGUCAGCGGUUGGAUUAUCUCAAGACGAGCAGGCCGACGGCGGUCAAUCUGGGAGAUGCAGUCGGCAAGCUCAAGAUCGUGGCCAAGAAGGCCACAUUGCAGCCUGGGGCGUCUGCCGAGUCAGUUGCUCAAGCCUAUAUUGUUGCCGCCGAACGGAUGCUGGUGGACGAUGUCUCGGACAACAAGUCUAUAGGGGAACAUGGAGCCCGUUGGAUCGAGGAGAACACCGUGGCGGGGAGGAAAAGAAAAGCAGAUAAAGGUCAGGACAUUGCAAUCCUGACACAUUGCAACACUGGGUCUCUGGCAACUGCAGGGUAUGGCACUGCGCUUGGUGUCAUCAGGUCUUUGAGGGCCGCCGACAUGCUCACCCGGGCGUACUGCUCGGAGACUCGGCCGUACAACCAAGGGUCCCGGUUGACCGCCUAUGAACUUGUCCACGACGAGAUCCCCGCCACACUCAUAACGGACUCGAUGGCUUGUGCUCUGAUGGCAAGGGAAGGAGAUCGCCUGGCGGCCAUCGUGGUUGGAGCCGACCGAGUUGCGGCAAAUGGUGACACGGCCAACAAAAUCGGAACGCAUUCUCUUGCUGUCCUUGCCCGCCAUCAUGGGGUGAAAUUUUUGGUUGCCGCCCCUCGGACAACUAUCGACCGAGACACGGCUUCGGGCAAGGACAUUGUCAUCGAGGAAAGAGCACCGGAAGAGGUGACGAGGAUCAAGGGCCCCAGAGUUAAAGCGGACGGAAAGUUACUUCUGGACGAGGGGUCCGAGAUGGUGAGCACCGCUGCAGUUGGAAUUGAUGUAUGGAAUCCUGCUUUUGAUGUGACCCCGGCAGAGCUCAUCGAUGGAGUCAUCACCGAGGUCGGAGUCGUCGAGAAGGUUGAUGGGAAGUUCAAUUUCGGUCCCAUUUUUCCUCAACCCUGA